UAAUGUUUUUGUAAUAACUAAUAAUUCAUAAUCAUUGGCUUAAGUUGUACAAUUAAAUUGAAAAUAAUUGACGCUAGUAUAACGGAAAUUCUUGUGUUAAUACUAUACUCAUCUUGAGCUUUAUUUCGUUUGCUAGUGAAUGGUAUACACUAUUAAAAUACUACUAAAAUAAUUAUAAACGGCCGUAUAUAAACAAGCUCAUUGAAAUUGACGAAGAAAGAAAACGAAGAUACAACACGCCUUUUGAAGGUCAAAUAACGAUUGAUUCAAAGAUGGAACACAGUGCGCUCAUAAUUCUUGUCAUCAUAGCAACCAUAUACGUGACGUCAUGCUACGCCUUGUACAUCCCUAGCGACGAGGCACUGGAAGCUGACCCGAAAUACAGAGAGCUCGUGGAUAUGGAUAACGAGGACAGUGCCAAUUUACGAAAACUGCUUCUAAAGAAACUUCGAUUCCGAGAGAUCCUCAAAGAACAAAUGAAAUCCCCAGAAGAGUUAUUGGAGUCACAAGACCUGGAAAAGGCUGAACAUGCUGCCAGACACCAUGCGUCCAAGCGCCAAAAGAUGGAAGAUCUCAUGACGAGGGUACAAGCUUACCUCAACCAAUACAAGGAACGCCAGAUCAAGGAGUCUAUGUCGCUCCCGAGUCUGCGAUUCGGUCGGUCCGGCAUUCAGUUAGGCCAGUACCAGAAAUGACAAGGAACAUACCGGCUUUGCUGACGAGAAGGUCAUCUUGACAAUGUGCAAACUGCGAAUCAAAUACACGUUUUUCUACUGUCUUAUUUAUUUAUUCGUUUAUUUGUGAAGCAUAUAUUUAUUUUACAUUGUUAAUAAACGCCUUUGUUAUAUACAUAUAACUAAUGCUACAGGUUUCAUGUAAAAUGUCAACAAAAUAUCUUUAUUGCUGUUUUUGCUGUGCUGUGGAU
Messenger RNA from Dreissena polymorpha, 925 nucleotides. RefSeq lists its product as uncharacterized. Lineage: Eukaryota; Metazoa; Mollusca; Bivalvia; Myida; Dreissenidae. The coding region runs from base 273 to 695 and encodes 140 amino acids. The transcript has 4 exons. The record is from RefSeq and is a predicted model, not a curated record.